Molecule: messenger RNA, 3303 nt
Organism: Corvus hawaiiensis (hawaiian crow)
Lineage: Eukaryota; Metazoa; Chordata; Aves; Passeriformes; Corvidae
Gene: GJB7
Product: gap junction protein beta 7
Exons: 3
Coding region: 181-975 (264 amino acids)
Biological process (GO): cell communication
Cellular component (GO): connexin complex
Source: RefSeq, a predicted model, not a curated record
AGGCAUCACUGACAGGGGAAGAUCCCGCACAGUACAAAGAACACCACUGGCUGAAGAGGAAAUAUUCUCCAUAUGAAGAGCUGUGGAAUAAGGCUUUGACCUGGAGAUCACCUUGACACUCUCAUCAUUGAACAAGAAGCAAGUCAUUGCAAGCAUUUCCUUCUUUCCUUGAAGAGAAAAAUGAGCUGGGCAUUCCUACGUGAUCUGCUGAGCGGAGUGAAUAAAUACUCAACAGGAAUUGGAAGAAUUUGGGUAGCUGUUGUGUUCAUGUUCCGCUUACUGGUUUAUGUUGCUGCCGCAGAAAACAUCUGGAAACAUGAACAUGAUGAAUUUGAGUGCAAUAUCAAGCAGCCUGGUUGUGAAAAUGUCUGCUUUGACCAUUUCUUCCCUGUCUCCCAGAUCAGACUUUGGGCUUUGCAAUUAAUCAUGGUCUCCACCCCUUCACUCUUGGUUGUCUUUCAUGUUGCUUACAGAGAGAACAGAGAGAAACACCACAACCAGAAACUUUACAGAAAUCCAGGAAAGAUAGAUGGUGGAUUGCUGUGCACUUACCUAAUCAGCCUCAUUUUAAAAACAGGACUUGAAAUAGUUUUUCUUGUUCUGUUUUAUAAGUUGUACAAUGGAUUCAAAAUACCACGUCUUGUGAAAUGUGACAUAAAACCAUGUCCCAAUACUGUAGACUGUUAUAUUUCCAAGCCCACAGAGAAGAUGAUUUUCCUCUAUUUUCUGGUGGCAACUUCAUGCUUGUGCAUAGUGUUAAAUCUAAGUGAACUGAGUUAUCUGAUUUUCAAAUACUCCAUAAAAUGUUACCUGAAGAGACAGAUGAAGAAACAGCAAGGCUCAAAAUGCGAUUGCUGCGAAUCAGAACUCAUCAGGUACAACAGAGCAGCAGUUGCAGGACUAUGCCACAACAGCUCAUCAUCUUUGCCUCUGAAUAUGCAAGAUGAACAUGAAAAACAUUCCCCGCUGACUUGAAAGAAGGCUGGAGACCACUCUCCCAUUACACAAGCUGUUUUUGACAAAUUGCUUUUCCAAUCAGUGCUUUGCAGAACUGCAAGGAUAGUUACAUACGAAAUGCUGUUUCUCUAUUAGUUCCCCAUUAAUUGAGCUGAUACAAUCGGUUACAUUAUGUAUGUCCUAUGCAGAAUCAUCAAGACCUUUUCAUGUUGAAACAAGAGAUGUAGAAGUCUUGAGAAUUCCAUGAAGCUUUAAUAUAAACACAGAUGUUUAUGAUAAAUCAUGCAGAAACAAUUGCUCAAACAGUUGUGUACUGAGUAUUACACAGAAUUGCUUUGGUACAAGCAAAAAGAGGCUUUUUAUAUGCAGAGAUAAGAACCUGGGAUUGAUUAAGGCGAACAGCAAGGGGGUGUACAGCAUUUGUCAGGUGGGUGGAUCAGAUCUGGUAACUGCUGAAAUGGUAAUGGGAAAGUGCUGGCAUAGAGUGCUGGUGCCUUGAAGUGAGCUGGAUAGUCAUGAGUCCAUUCCACUGGAGUACCAUAAAACAUCUCAUAAAAGGAAAAAAGAGGACACAUCUACUUUAGCCCAUGUGAUAAAGACAGAUUUGGUUAUUUAGCUGUUUGUGGAGCACCUCCUUCUGGAAUUAUUUGAGCCCUUACAGUUGUUAGAGUAUUAAUCAUCAAAACGCAUCCUUUAAGAAAGGCACUUGCUCAAACUUGUGCAAGCAGCAUGUACCAGGGUAUAGAGUUAACUCCUUGUCACCUGCACCAAGCAGCUCCCAUGUCAUUAGACUUGUCUUCUGCUCUGUGGUAGUGGCACUUAAGUGCGUUUAAUUAACAGAUCAUUCCCACUUCCCUAGGAUCUGAGUAGAGGAAUGCAGACUGCAUAAUAUGACGGAACAGUAGCCAGUAGUCCCUAGUAUUAAAUAGCCUAGAAUCUGGUCCCUAUAGUAAAGGCUGAAAAUAUGCUACUCCUUCAAUAGAUUUCUCUGCUGUAGAUGAACACAGGAAAUCUAAAAAUAUGAGGAGCCUCCAGUAGAAACAAAGUAAAAAGGAAUCAUCUAUUCCUUCCUCCUGAAUUUCAAAUUGUGUCUUAAACACAACACACCUCUGCUCUUUGUUAUGUUGUCUGGGCUAACAUGAAAGGGACAGAAAUUAGCUAAGACAUGUAUUCUGUUGAACCUAGGCUUCUAAGAUAAUGGAAGUAGUGCGUUAAAAAACCCCUUAGGGUAGUGUUCUCCUUCUGUUGCUGGAAUGAAAGACCUUUGGACAUACAUCUGGUACUGAGCCUUAUCAAAAUGCACUAUUUAGAGAAAUACAACUAAAGUGGAGCUGCCUGAAUGCUGAACUAAUUUUAUUGUUCAUGCCAGGAUAAGGAGGAAGAAACAGUAGCAAAAGCAGGUUAACUAUUUUUUUUCACUCAGGCCCCCUCCGGCCCCUCAGCUUUGAUUACAAAGCAUUACCUUUAUGAGCAGCAGGUACAGAGCGAACUUUAGCAACUAAUGAACAAGCUGUGAACUUUGAUGGUGGUUUUCAAGGUGGGGUUUGUUGUUUGGGGGGUUUUUUUCCCCCUAAAAUAACCCUACUUUUAUAAAAUAUGGAAAGACAUUUGCUGCUGCUGAAUUUAGCAGCAACAGCAGUCCCUCAGAUACCAGCUUGCGGCCAGUUAGUUUUAAAUCUUGAGUGAUGCCGAGUCAGUGCUUUAUAUAUAGAGACAAGGCGCUUUAUACAAGUCAGAACAUUUUCUGUUAAACCUCUACAUACACAGAAUGUGGCUCAUGACAGGAAUGCAGUUUGAAAGUCUUUUGCAGCUACUGGACAAAACCCACCAAAGGGUGCAUGAAGCAAAACCACUGCCCAUGAACCCUGUGAAACUGUGACUGCCACAGCUUAAGUAACUGAGAACAAACCCCAAAAUUAUCUUGGCCCGUCUGGACCUUCAUGCAUCAUUUUAUUAAAACGAGGGCGACACAGUCAAAGAAAAAAAAUGCUUCUGAAAUAUCUGGGGUUUAAUAACUGAGGACAGAUUUUUUAAGAGCACAUAAAUGAAAAAAUAUUUAUUCAUUGUUUUUAAAGUAAGGUUUAUUUGAGAGAAAAUGAAGAGAAGCAAACACAGUUUAGCCAACACAGGUUUCUGAUAAAACUAGUGCAUUAGCUGCUCUCUAAUAAAAAAGUAUAUUAAGUCAGAGCUUGAAGGGUUUUAGAGCACCCCCUAAAGCUCUGUGGCUGGUCAGAGAUUACCACUUAGACCAAAAAUUUUCCCAUCAAACAAGAACUCUAAUUCUUUGGAAUGUAUAUUCAGAGUUUUAUUUUUAAUUCUAUCUUCCAACAGCCAAGAAAUGAUAAA